UAUCAUUUUAAAUUAAAAGAAUUAUAAAAUUUAGUUAAUUUGUAUAAAUUUUUAUCACAUUUUUCCUUUUAUAUCAGCUAAUACAACAUUCGUUUCAUGGAUCCUGGAAGUGAAAUUUUAGGAGGAAUGGACAAAGAAACUGCAAUUAAAGAAGUUAUUAAAAUAGCUCUAGCACAUGAUGGUGUUGUUAAAGGUAUAAGAGAGGCCACUAAAUAUUUAGACAAGAGAGCUGCUGAGUUAUGUCUUUUAUCUAAAAGUUGUGAUGAACAAAGUUAUGUCAAAUUAAUUAAAGCAUUAUGUAAUGAACAUGGGAUUAAAUUAUUAGAAGUGGAAGAUAGUAAAACUCUAGGUGAAAUGGCGGGACUUUGUAAAAUUGAUAAAGAAGGAAAACCAAGAAAGGUUGUUGGAUGUAGUUGUGUUGUUAUUAGGCAUUUUGGAAGAGAAACUCAAGCUCAUGACGUUUUAAGGCAAUAUUUAAAAAUUAGAUAAACAACUAUAUGUGAAUAUUAAAUAAAAUUAAUUUAUAUCUAAUUUUGAAUAUAUACAAAUUAUAUAUAAUAAAUUUUUAUGCUAGAUAGAAAAAUGUAUGUUUGUAAAAUGCAUUAAGAAUUUUUUCUUAACAGAUUAUAGAUUUAUUUAUAAAACUUG
Molecule: messenger RNA, 648 nt
Organism: Gordionus sp. m RMFG-2023
Lineage: Eukaryota; Metazoa; Nematomorpha; Gordioida; Chordodea; Parachordodidae
Product: small ribosomal subunit protein eS12-like
Exons: 5
Coding region: 97-489 (130 amino acids)
Biological process (GO): translation
Cellular component (GO): ribosome; cytosolic small ribosomal subunit
Molecular function (GO): structural constituent of ribosome
Source: RefSeq, a predicted model, not a curated record